Molecule: messenger RNA, 1239 nt
Organism: Cuscuta epithymum
Lineage: Eukaryota; Viridiplantae; Streptophyta; Magnoliopsida; Solanales; Convolvulaceae
Source: the annotation of a GenBank genome assembly
UAUACGUCUACUUACAAAAAGUUUCCUUCCCUUUAUUUCUUCUCAUUUUCUUGAUCCCCGCUGCUACUCACCCCACGGUCCACACCAAUAGCAAAUUAGCAAUUGAUCAAAGACCUGACGAACAGCAGAAGCACUAGCCAUGGCUGCAGCUAUGCUCAAACGGACGACGAUGUUGAAUUCAAUGGUCAACAGAUUGAGAUCAUAUGCUUCGGUUGCAGUGGGUACGGACCUGGUAUCCGGCGCCCCCAAUGUCUCUCUCCAGAAAGCUCGCACUUGGGACGAAGGCGUCUCCUCCAAGUUCUCCACUACCCUUCUCAAAGACAUCUUCAAGGACAAAAAAGUUGUUAUCUUCGGACUUCCGGGUGCUUUCACUGGAGUUUGUACAGCCCAACACGUGCCUAGCUAUAAGAGUAACAUUGACAAGUUUAAGGCCAAAGGAGUUGACACAGUGAUCUGUGUAGCUGUCAACGAUCCAUAUGUAAUGAAUGGAUGGGCAGAGAAGCUUCAAGCAAAAGAUGCCAUUGAAUUCUAUGGUGAUUUUGAUGGGAGUUUCCACAAGAGCUUGGACUUAUCAAUUGACCUCUCUGGUGCUUUGCUUGGAACACGCUCCCACAGGUGGUCAGCGUACAUAGUCGAUGGACAGGUCAAGGUUCUCAAUGUCGAAAAAGUUCCAUCUGAGUUCAAAGUUUCUGGUGGGGAUGUCAUCUUGGGACAGAUCUAGAGUGGGAUUCUCUUUUGCAGUCUGAACUAAUAAGUAAUAAUGAGCAUUUCUAGCCCAGCCUUUUGUUUGAGACUUGGCGCCAAAAGAGAAAGAGAGAUUCGUAGGCGCCAAGGGUUGGCGACUUGGCGCUUGUAUUUACUGAGUUACUGAUUAAGUGAUCUUUAAAGAGAGAUUCGUAGGCCCGGUUGGCGACUUGGCGCUUGUAUUUACUGAGUAUUCGACUGCCUUCCCGGUUGAAUUUUUAGCUGAAAUUUGGUAUGGGUAAACUAGACUUAAUGAAGAAGAUGCUCAAAAAAUUUCAUCAAAAAAUUCCACCAGGAACCGCCCCAAUUGGCGACGUCCGGGCAGAAACUCCUUUAUAAGGGGUAAAUUGAACACUUUAAGUUAGUUCAUGUACCUAUUUGACUCUUUAGCCUAUAUAUAAUAUGAUACGAGUCAAUGUAGGCUAAUAAGUGAGUUGCGAAACUAGGAUAGUUGCUCACGGUUCAAAUACACAUAUGGGCCAAAUAAUAAUAAUA